This is a messenger RNA of Dermatophagoides pteronyssinus (European house dust mite), 963 nucleotides long. RefSeq names its product serine/threonine-protein kinase MEC1-like. Lineage: Eukaryota; Metazoa; Arthropoda; Arachnida; Sarcoptiformes; Pyroglyphidae. The record is from RefSeq and is a predicted model, not a curated record.
AUGAAGUAUUUGUCGAUUUUAAGACUCUGGGCGCGUUACAAUCCAGGAUUCGUUCCUGCUGUGAAAAUAUAUCGAAAACCAGAAUUGUACAAACAAAGCUCCGAACAAUUGAUAUACAUAACGCGGCUACAAGAUGAAAUGACAAUUUACACUUCCAAACAAAAACCAAAAGUGAUUAGUGAAUCGACAAUCAAGCCUUACGCUGUCAUAGCACUACAGGAAGUUUGCGGGCUGAUAGAGUGGAUCCCAAUGACUUUGACUUUGAGAAAAAUAAUUUCAGCGGAUUUAGCUCAAAAUGACACUAAAUUACCGAGGAAACCUAUUCAACGUGGGCAACAAGAAUUAUACCUGAAAGAAUAUUACAUUGCUAGAAAUGCUACUAAACCAACAUUACAUAGUAAGUAUUAUCAAUUGUUUGGUUUAAGUAGUUCGACUUGGAUUCAGGCUAAAAAUAAUUUUAUUUCUUCAACUGCUCAUUGGAAUAUUUUUGGUUUUAUGAUUGGACUGGGAGACCGUCACCUCGAUAAUAUUUUGGUAGAUUUACGGGACGGGGCUAUAAUUCACGUUGACUUUGAUUGCAUUUUAGAUAAAGGUUUCAGUUUGGUCAUUCCGGAGUUAGUUCCGUUCCGUUACACACAAAACAUACAGGCAAUGGUUUCUUACCAUACGCCUAUACUAUUUAAUAAGAUGAUAAAACUUUGCAACGAAACUGUUUAUACAACCGUUAUUAAUUCUAUUAAGAAAAAGUUUUCUGGCAGAGUGAACUAUUCGGCAGUCUUUACGGAUCUGUCUGAUAAAAUGAAUCCUUAUAAGUUAGCAAAUAGCAUCAACAUUGUUUAUAAAAAUGUACCUUGGAAUUAUCAAGAUUUGAGUCCUAAAGCGCAGGUCGAAUUGCUCUUGAAGGCUGCGUCUGAUGAUUUGAAUUUAGCAUUGAUGUAUGCUGGGUGGACCAGCUACGUGUAA